This is a messenger RNA of Sparassis crispa, 2250 nucleotides long. Its product is annotated as Putative anion/proton exchange transporter. Gene Ontology annotation, molecular function: voltage-gated chloride channel activity. The record is from RefSeq and is a predicted model, not a curated record. Gene Ontology annotation, cellular component: membrane; Golgi apparatus; early endosome. Gene Ontology annotation, biological process: chloride transport; transmembrane transport. The transcript is spliced from 20 exons. Bases 1 to 2250 code for a protein of 749 amino acids. NCBI's taxonomy places the organism in Eukaryota, Fungi, Basidiomycota, Agaricomycetes, Polyporales, Sparassidaceae.
AUGAGCCAUCGAGGAUGGUGGUUCAAACGCGAGGAUGGCCAUACACACAGCCUCGAAGAAGCAGAAGAGUUCGAGCUCUUGGAUGACGUUCUUCAAUAUCCGUCUUCUAGGUCCAUGGAUAAGCGACCCGCAUACGAAGAGGGUACUACUAUCGACUGGCUGCGCGAAGAGGCUGCGGAACGCGAACGCAAGCGUGUCCUCCGUUCCCGACGUGGAUUCCGCGGACUGGUAGCGUUGGUGCUCGAUUCCACCAGCAUGUGGCUGGUAAUUAUCUUGACUGGUAUAGGUAUUGGCAUUGCAGGAGCUUGGUUGGAUAUUCUGGUGCAGUGGCUAGGAGACUUGAGGGAAGGACGGUGUUCACACGGCUUCUUCUACAAUCAAGUGACAUGUUGUGUGGGCGUGAAUCAAGGAGAGAUCUGCGCUGAGUGGGAGACUUGGAGUGAAUUUCUGCAUGUCAAGACGAUCUUCGUGCAAUCGCUGUUGCAAUCAACCGUAUAUACUGCUCUGGCAAUCAUAUUCGCAGGAAGUUCAGCUAUCCUUGUGAAGAGCUAUGCUCCUUAUGCGUUUCAUACUGGAAUCCCCGAGAUUAAGGCUAUUCUGAACGGAUAUGUCCUCGACGCGUUCUUCAGUCCCUGGACUCUGCUCAUCAAAGCACUGGGUCUCGCUCUUGCAGUUGCCUCUGGCUUGUCAUUGGGUAAAGAGGGUCCCCUUGUUCAUGUUUCUUGCUGCUUGGCCUACCUCUUGUCGAGGAUUUUUAAGCAAUUUCACAAUAAUGAGGCUCAGAAGCGCAAGAUGCUCAUAGCAGCAGCCGUCGCUGGCGUGUCCGUCGCUUUCGGCAGUCCCCUCGGUGGUGUCUUGUUCGGCCUCGAGGAACUUGACACCUUCUCAAAUGGGAGCGAUGUCAUGUGGCGCGGAUUCGUUGUCUCUGUCAUCGCCGCCAUGUCUCUACAAUACAUUGAUCCCUUUGGCACUGGGAAGCUAGUCCUCUUUGAAGUUACGCAAGUGACCACAGUUUGGAGAGCAUUCGAGUUGAUACCUUGGCUUUUCCUCGCAGUUAUAGGCGGUCUGCUCGGUUCUCUACUCAUCAAACUCAAUGCAGCCAUCGCCGUUUAUCGACACAACAGUAUCUUACGUCAAUGGCCACUUCUCGAAGUGGUGGGAAUUUCGGCGAUCACUGCUGCAGUGAGCUAUUUGGUGGUCUUCCUCAGGGUGCAAUCGUCAGAAUUGGUUGCGAACCUCUUCCUAGACUGCGAUGCCAGUACGGAUUAUCACGGCCUCUGCAAUCCUACUGCAAUCUCGGCCAAUGUGUUCCUUCUGAUAUUGACCGCCUUGAUUAAGGUUGCCUUGACCUCGUGGACGUUCGGGAUGAUGGUACCUGCGGGUAUCUUCCUUCCCACAAUUGCUAUUGGCGCAUGUCUUGGCCGCGCUGUUGGGUUAAUCACACAAGGUCUUCAUCGUGCCUACCCGACUGCUUGGAUAUUUUCUUCAUGUCCUCCAGAUCCAACUAUGCGUUGUAUCUCACCUGGCUUCUACGCUGUUAUCGGCGCUUCGGCUAUGCUUGGCGGUGUGACCCGAAUGACCAUCUCUUUGGUUGUCAUUGUGUUCGAGCUCACUGGCGCACUGUCUCACGUCCUGCCGAUUAUGAUCUCCGUCAUGGUCUCCAAAUGGGUGGGCGACGCCUUUGGGAAGGAGGGCAUCUACUCUAUCUGGAUCGCCAUGCGGCAGUACCCCUGGCUGCCUUCGGUGGAAUUCCGCGAUCAAGGGCAGACCGCGGCGGAUCUGAUGAAGCCUGCAGAUCAUUUAGUUGUCAUCCACGACGACGGUGACGGGUGUACACUGCUGGAGCUGGGCGAGUUUUUGGAAACGCAUAAGUUCCACGGGUUCCCGGUCGUGUAUGGUGAUCAAUUGGUUGGCUACGUCACGCGUGACCGACUGAGGGCAGCUGUAGAACCGCUUUUGGCUGAGGACAAGUCCUCCGGGGCUCCGCGCAGGUGUACCUUUCUCGUGUUGCCGGGGGCGAGUGAUUCGGAACUCGUCAAUCUAUCAACUAUGCUGGAAGAAGCGGUAUUGCAGCUGCGCAAGGAGAUGCCACUGGAGCUGGUCGUGAGCAUGUUCCAAAAGCUCAACCUACGACAAGUACUGUUAUCGCAGGGAGGACAGCUGACCGGUCUGAUCACCAAGACGGAUAUCGUGGGGUUGUUCACGGCGGAAUUCCCGUAUACCGCUGCGUUGUCGGAGAGCCACCAGUAG